GUCUUCUUCUGAGAGUAGUCCCGCAGAGAAUAGUGAAGAGUCCUGGAAAACUGUGCGUUCCAAGGACGAAGAACGACCUAAACAGCCGCGACAACAUGAAGAAAUAAAGCUGUCAAUCCUUCAAACCUAUGCAGAGAAAGCAGCACAUAAGCCGG
Molecule: messenger RNA, 155 nt
Organism: Amoebophrya sp. A25
Lineage: Eukaryota; Dinophyceae; Syndiniales; Amoebophryaceae
Source: the annotation of a GenBank genome assembly